UUCAAAUGGUCCAGCUCCAGCUCCAGCGGUGGCGUCACUGACGGGCUCUUCUUGUACGUAUCUAGAUAUAUACAUCUGCCCUGCAUAAGUCUUUCUUCCUCCGAAUCCCUUUCGAUGUCAUCAAUGGCGUCUACCUCUGCACAGCUCUCCCUCUCAAAGCCCUCCCACUUCCCUUCUUUCAAUUCGCUGAAACCCCAUUACCAGAUCUCGCUCCCCCUCUCGACAAACCACCAGAAACCCAGUUCCUUCUGUCCUCUCUACAUCGCAAACAGCCUCUCCGACGGGAAGUCAAAACACUCCCCCGCCGCUGCCCCCGCCACUGCCACUGCCUUCACCACCGCUACCAUCACCACCUCCCCCUCCUCUCCAUCAACUUUCGUUCCUCGAUUCGCUGCCGAUGAACCCAGAAAAGGUGCCGAUGUGCUCGUCGAAGCUCUCGAACGGGAAGGUGUAACCACUGUCUUUGCCUACCCAGGUGGAGCGUCCUUGGAAAUACACCAAGCCCUCACCCGCUCCUCCAUAAUCCGCAAUGUUCUCCCCAGACACGAACAAGGUGGCAUCUUUGCUGCAGAGGGUUACGCUCGUGCGUCGGGCCUUCCGGGCGUCUGCGUUGCCACCUCGGGUCCCGGUGCCACCAAUCUCGUCAGUGGCCUUGCUGACGCCAUGCUUGAUAGCGUGCCUCUGGUUGCCAUCACCGGGCAGGUUCCUCGCAGGAUGAUAGGCACUGAUGCUUUCCAAGAAACCCCGAUCGUCGAGGUUACUCGAUCCAUCACCAAACACAACUACCUUGUGCUUGACGUUGAAGACAUUCCCCGUAUUGUGCAUGAGGCCUUUUACCUAGCAUCUUCAGGUCGUCCGGGUCCGGUAUUGAUCGACAUCCCGAAGGAUAUUCAACAGCAGCUGGUUGUUCCCAACUGGAAUACUCAGAUGAAACUACCCGGUUAUCUAUCCAGGUUGCCAAAAUCACCAGAGGAGGCCCAUUUAGAGCAGAUUCUUCGGUUUAUAUCUGAGUCCAAAAAGCCUGUCUUGUAUGUUGGUGGUGGAUGUUUGAACUCAAGUGAAGAGCUUAGACGUUUCGUUGAGCUCACAGGCAUUCCAGUGGCGAGUACUUUAAUGGGUCUUGGAGCUUACCCCGGAUCAGACGAUCUAUCUCUUCAUAUGCUUGGAAUGCAUGGUACUGUUUAUGCCAAUUAUGCUGUAGACAAAUCUGAUUUAUUGCUUGCGUUUGGAGUCAGGUUUGAUGACCGUGUGACGGGAAAGGUUGAGGCUUUUGCUAGCCGGGCUAAGAUUGUUCACAUUGAUAUUGACCCAGCUGAGAUUGGAAAGAACAAGCAGCCACACCUCUCGAUUUGCACUGAUGUAAAGUUGGCAUUAGAAGCGAUAAACAGGUUGAUAGAGGAUAAGCAACCUAAGCUCAAGUUUGAUUUCUCAGCUUGGAGGAAGGAGCUUCAUGAGCAGAAGUUGAAAUUUCCAUUGAGUUUUAAAACUUUUGCGGAAGCUAUUCCUCCCCAGUAUGCAAUUCAGGUUUUAGAUGAACUGACGGAUGGAAAUGCAAUUAUAAGCACUGGGGUUGGGCAGCAUCAGAUGUGGGCAGCCCAAUGGUAUAAGUAUAAGAGGCCACGCCAAUGGUUGACAUCAGGCGGGUUAGGUGCCAUGGGUUUUGGAUUGCCAGCUGCGAUUGGGGCUUCUGUUGCCAGACCUGAUACCCUUGUUGUAGAUAUUGAUGGUGAUGGAAGUUUUAUCAUGAAUGUCCAGGAAUUGGCAACUGUAAGGGUGGAAAAUCUCCCCAUCAAGAUCUUGCUUUUGAAUAACCAACAUUUGGGUAUGGUUGUUCAAUGGGAGGAUCGAUUCUAUAAGGCAAACCGAGCCCAUACAUACCUUGGCAAUCCAAGAAACGAGUCUGAGAUUUUCCCAAACAUGUUAAAGUUUGCAGAAGCUUGUGAUAUUCCAGCUGCCCGUGUGACAAAAAAGAGUGAGUUAAGGGAAGCUAUGAAGAAGAUGUUAGAGACCCCUGGUCCAUAUUUGUUGGAUGUCAUUGUACCACAUCAAGAACAUGUGCUUCCCAUGAUUCCAAGUGGUGGGGCCUUCAAGGAUGUGAUCACUGAAGGUGAUGGGAGAUCAACAUAUUAAUUCUCCAAAGACUUCAGAGUUUCUUUAGAAUCAUUAAGGUGCCAUUGCUUGGUGUAAUGAUAAAAUCUCGAGCUGAGAAGUGUGAGAAUGCAGGUACGAGUCUGAAAGUGUCACUCACUUUGUGCAAAAGAAAAUGCCAAAUGUUAGGACCAUAUCCAAUCUACCCCUCCCAAGAUCUCAUACAUGUAGAAUUUUUAGAUGCCGUUACCCUUGUAAAGUUGUAAUGGAUAUACUGUCUGGAGUAGAAGCAAGUUGGAGAGUAGCUAUUUUGUUUUACUGCUGAAAAAUAGUACAUUGUUCUGUUUUUUCUCUGAUGAAGAGACAAAGUGAAACUGGAGUUGUCUCUCAGAUAGCUUAGCUAAUAGAAAGUCAUGUUUUCUAGCAUUCAUUCA
Messenger RNA from Nelumbo nucifera (sacred lotus), 2522 nucleotides. RefSeq names its product acetolactate synthase 2, chloroplastic. Lineage: Eukaryota; Viridiplantae; Streptophyta; Magnoliopsida; Proteales; Nelumbonaceae. Gene Ontology annotation, biological process: L-valine biosynthetic process. The record is from RefSeq and is a predicted model, not a curated record. Gene Ontology annotation, cellular component: acetolactate synthase complex. Gene Ontology annotation, molecular function: magnesium ion binding; acetolactate synthase activity; flavin adenine dinucleotide binding.